AUGGCACGUCUUACUGCGACUGCGACUCGUCUGACGUUGCUGGAACGAUCACUAGAUGAUCUCGAGGGUGUAAAUCGUGUAAGAAAGCAUUUACAGCGUGAGAAAGUCACCAGUGCCAUGCUCAAGACAGCACCUAGUGAUUAUUACUCGUGGCAUCUCGAUCCAAGAGCGAAGCUAUUAGGCUGUAAGACUUGUCAUCUUUGUAAAAGUAUUAUCAUGGAGAACGUAGCGUGUCUUAACAAUGGGAUUGAGGAUUCGCUUAAUAGUCGCUAUUAUUGUGUCGUGCUACAAUACAAUUCAAAGCUUGAUGCUGAACAAUUGCGACGUUUUGUGCGUCAUAACAUUUCUGAGGUGAACCGUCCAUCUAAAAAGAAAUUCAACUUUCAACAUGCUCAAGGAGAGAUGGCGGAGAAAUUGACGGGCUUUCGACAUAAUGGAGUGUCUCCCUUUGGUAUGCAAACACCCAUUCCGGUGAUUGUAGCAGGUGAUGUUGCUGCUUUGAAACCGGCAUUUAUAUGGUUAGGUGGAGGUGCAGAAAAUGUCAAGCUCCGUAUUAGCGUGCAGGAUAUAGUGAUGGCCUUGGGAGCACGUGUAGCUGAUGGCAUUACAACGCUCCGAACAGACUGA
This is a messenger RNA of Peronospora belbahrii, 627 nucleotides long. NCBI's taxonomy places the organism in Eukaryota, Oomycota, Peronosporomycetes, Peronosporales, Peronosporaceae. The record is from the annotation of a GenBank genome assembly.